This is a messenger RNA of Helobdella robusta, 1416 nucleotides long. RefSeq lists its product as hypothetical. Bases 1 to 1416 code for a protein of 471 amino acids. NCBI's taxonomy places the organism in Eukaryota, Metazoa, Annelida, Clitellata, Rhynchobdellida, Glossiphoniidae. The record is from RefSeq and is a predicted model, not a curated record. The transcript has 2 exons.
AUGGCGAAAUGCCCAUAUUGCUGUAAAGAAUUUCGUUAUGUAAAUAAACACUCCUGGCGCUGUGCACAUAGAACGAUACCUGCAACUAGUGAAUUAAACAACAACAAUUCUAAUACAAGUUCGGUUAACAAUAUCUCAACAAAAAAUAACUCUGAUUCUGGCUCAAUUAAUCUUUUAAUUCAAAAUAAUGAUAAUUCUAAUAUAAGUUCGAAUAAUACCUCAAUUAAAAAUAAAUUGGUUACUAGCUCAAAUAAUGUUUCAAUUUUAAAUAAUGAUAAUUAUAACAAUAAUUUGUUUAAUAAGUUUGAAAGUAUGUUGUCUUGCUGUUGCGGUAGAUAUUUUCGAGGCAGAAAGGGUCUUAUAAUGCAUCACAGAUCCUGUAAAAUGUUCAAUUCUCGACAAGCUAUUAGCUCGGUUGAAAAUGCCAACAAGACUAUCAACCAACCACGAUCAUUUCAACACAAAUCUGCCCCAGCGACAACACCACAUCCUCUCCCAGGCGUUAAGUUACCUAAAACUCAACAGCAGUGGACGGAAGCCAACGCCUAUUUUCACCAUAAACUAAAUUUCCUCAACAAUAUUGACGACAUCGACAGCUACACCCAGCAUCUACAACAAACAGUCUAUCAAUACUUCGCCGACUCACACGGUACACAAAAACCUAUCGUCUCAACAUCAGUCAACGCCAAAAUCAAACAACUAAAGAAAAAACUUAAAAUCUUAAAAACUCUAGGACGCAACAACAACAAUUACAACAACGAAAUAAAAAAUCUGAGCAAACAAAUUAGAUCAACACUUCGUGGGGCGAAGUUGGCGAAGGGUGACGAUCAAUUAAAUAUAUCUAGUCAACUGUCAAAAAAUUUCUGGAGAACAUGCAGAAAAACGUUCUCGCCAACCACAUCGCUACCUCCAUUAUUCGACGUCGAAAAGGGUAGUAGCCACUUUGGCAACGUAAUGAAGUCGAAGGAUAAUGAAGAGUUUAAUAUUCCUGAGUGGAUUCCAUCCUUGCCGGCUCCGUCCUUCAGUGGUAAUGUUAACCCGCCAACUUAUGAGGAAAUUUCAUCUAUCAUUCGCAAAAUUCGAUCCAGGGCCUCUCCAUGCCCUCUGGAUCAGAUAUCGAUAAUAAUGUUCAAAAGAUGUCCUAUCCUCAAAACUUAUCUCCAUAGACUACUCUCAAAAUGUUGGGCCUCAUCUACUAUUCCAAAAGCCAUGUUCAUCGAAUCUGAAAAACCUUCCAUCAACAUCCAACAACGAAUCACAACAACACUUCCAACUCGAAGAAUGAACAACAAUAACGUUCAUCGGAUCAACCAGCAAUCUAACAAUGAUAAUAACAACACCAUCAACAACAACAGCAAUAAUAAUAAUGUGAACUCUUAUUUUCAGAAAACAUCAAGGCAAAUCAAAAUAAAAUAA